AUGCUAUUCUCAAUACUCUCUUUUCUGUGGCUUGCCACAGCGGCCAUGGCUGCGGUAUCAGGCUCGUUAAGCCCUGCCAGAAUCGAGCUCGACGUUGUUUUUCCUCGCAACGCUACCUACAAUACGAUGACUACACCUCCGAUUGUUCUCGCGAUGCAAAACGCCCCAACUGCUGCAUUUUUUGACUAUGAUCUGUCCUGGAAUCUCGAAAGUGAUAGCUUUUUCUACUUAUCCAGCACUUUCAACACAUACAACUUCGGGAAAAAGUUCAAUUACACCUCGGGCGACACUGCUGUGCUUCUUGAUUCCGCUCCCUUUGGCCAAGAACUAGACGCUGGCCACUAUAGCCUUUCUUGGGAGCUCAGUACAUCACAUUGUACUCAUGAGGGGUCCGAGACUAUUAUCGAAACCAGCAACGUUGCUUCGGGAACACUCUACUUCACCGUCGUUGCCGACAAGAGUGGCACGGAUUAUGGUCUCUCAGAAUGCCCUGGGUACUUAGGCAGUUUCGCAGCUAAAUCCGCGACGGAUACCUGUCCUGAAGUGAUCGAAGACGAAAGCGAGCCUCGGCCGUGCGAUGCCAAGAUGAAAGAUGACCAGAUUAAGUGUGUGGAAUCAUAUCUUUCUGGGGAGACCGACAUGGAAAUAUGCACCUCUGCAUUUGAUGAUAUCGAAUCAGGAGACAAGGUUGAAUGGAAAUAUGCCGAUGAAGCGCGACAGGCGAACGAUCAUGCUGCUGGCUCAAGCGACCAAGAUGAUCCAAACAACUCAUCUGUCACAUCGAGCUCCUCAAAUGAGGAUAAGCCCGAUGAAACUGAUGAUUCGUCGGAAGAUUCUGAUUCUUUGGCGACUACAAUCCGACCCAACUUUGUUUGUCCGGCUCUUGCCAUAGUGGCAUUGAGCUUUGUCCUAUAA
Messenger RNA from Penicillium argentinense, 915 nucleotides. RefSeq lists its product as uncharacterized. The transcript has a single exon. The record is from RefSeq and is a predicted model, not a curated record. The coding region runs from base 1 to 915 and encodes 304 amino acids. NCBI's taxonomy places the organism in Eukaryota, Fungi, Ascomycota, Eurotiomycetes, Eurotiales, Aspergillaceae.